AUGGCCCUCAAGGAGAGCAGCCGCGACGUGUUCUAUGCUCUGCUGCAGGGGCCUGACCUGGAGGCGCUGCUGAGGGUGGUGUACACGCCCACGAUCGGGGAGGCUUGUCUGCGUUUUGGGUCGCUCAUCCCUCGUCCGAGCUGCCUGUAUGUCAGUGCUGCCAUGGCGGGCAGCGUGGCGGAGGCUGUGGCCAACUGGCCCCAGCAGGGCGUGCGGCUCGCGGUCGUUACCGACGGUGAGCGCAUCCUGGGCCUGGGUGACCUGGGCUGCCACGGCGCAGGCAUCCCAAUCGGCAAGUGCAUUGUGUACGCGGCAGCGGGGCUGCCGCCGGACUGGCUGCUGCCCAUCGUGGUGGACGUUGGCACAGAGAACGCGGGGCUGAGGGAGGGCGACCCCCUGUACGUGGGGCUGCCCCAGCGGCGCCUGCGGGGUGACGCCUACUACUCACUUAUGGAGGCGUUCUCCAUGCUGCAGCGGCUGCGCGCCAGCGGCACGCCCACAUUCAACGACGACAUUGAGUGCACCGCCGGGGUCACCGUGGCGGCGCUGCUGGGGGCGCUGCGGGUGCAGGGCGUGCUGCCGCUUGAGCAGCAGCGCUUCCUCUUCUUUGGAGCGGGGCAGGCGAGCCUGGGCACUGCGCGGCUGAUCGUGCGGCUUAUGCAGCGGCGCGGCGUGCCUGAAUCCGUGGCGCGGUCUGCGAUCUGGAUGAUCGACAGCCGCGGCCUCAUCACCACCGCACGCAAGGGGUUAACGCCGGAAAAGGCAGAGUUUGCGCAGGACCCUACAGGGCAGCUGCCCCCGGACCUGGCCCAAGCCAGCGCCGGCGAAGGCACCCCCAUCGCCGCCCGCGGCGGCCGGUCCCAGGCGCAGGUCGCGGCGGCGCUGCUGCAGCGCGCCAUCGCGGCGCUGCGGCCGACGGCGCUGGUGGGGGCCGCGACAGUGGGGGGAGCCUUUGACAGGGGCGUGCUUGAGGCGCUUGUUCAGUCUGCCGCCGCAGAGGCCGGCCCCGACGCCCGGCCGCUGUGCUUCGCGCUGAGCAACCCGACGGAGAAGGCCGAGGUGCGGUUCGGCGACGCCUGGGAGUGGAGCGGCGGGCGCGUCGUGUACGCGUCGGGGACGGCCUUCCCCGGCCUGGCCGUGGCGAGUGACGGCUCCGCAGUGCCCCUGGAGGCGCCGCCCAACCCCUGGGCUUCGCAGGCAACCAGCGCCGGCGGCGUCGAGCCCGGCGGCAGCCGGGGCGCCGGGGCGGGCGCGCGGGUGCUGCGGCCCGCGCAGUGCAACAACAGCCACGUGUUCCCCGGGCUGGCCCUCGGCUGCAUCGCCACGGGCGCGUCCGCUGUGAACGACGACAUGCUGCUGGCGGCGGCAGGGGCGAUCGCAGGCAUGGUCACUCCGGGGGAGCUGGCGUCAGAGUGUGUGUUACCGAGCAUGGCGCGGCUGCGGGAGACGACGGCGGCGGUGGCGGCGGCGGUGGCCGCGGUGGCGUUUGGGGACGAGCUGGGCACUGUCACUGUUGAUUCGGCCCGGUGCGCUUGA
Monoraphidium neglectum is the source of this 1536-nucleotide messenger RNA. RefSeq names its product malate dehydrogenase (oxaloacetate-decarboxylating)(NADP+). The transcript is spliced from 9 exons. Gene Ontology annotation, molecular function: NAD binding; malate dehydrogenase (decarboxylating) (NADP+) activity; malate dehydrogenase (decarboxylating) (NAD+) activity. The coding region runs from base 1 to 1536 and encodes 511 amino acids. NCBI's taxonomy places the organism in Eukaryota, Viridiplantae, Chlorophyta, Chlorophyceae, Sphaeropleales, Selenastraceae. Gene Ontology annotation, biological process: malate metabolic process; pyruvate metabolic process. The record is from RefSeq and is a predicted model, not a curated record.